GUCACGUGAUCCGACAGCCGGCCUCUGCAAAGUGCAGAACGUUCUGCUGCUCUUAAAGGUACAGGCCGCAGGGUCCCUGCUGUAGACGGGGCGGGGGCAGAGUGCGAUGGGUGGGGCGUGAUGGGUCGUAGGGCGCUCGAGAUGGAGCCCCCAGCUUCCUUGAUGGAUCGCGGGGCGCGAGUGCCCCAGACAAGCCGGAGCUGGGACCGGCAAUCGGGCGUUGAUCCUUGUCGCCUGUCGCAGACCCUCAUCUCUCCCGUGGGAGCCCCUUUUGGACACUCUGUGACCCUGGACCCUUGGGGGACCUGAACUUGAUGCGAUGGGAGGCUGUGCGGGCUCGCGGCGGCGCCUUUCGGAUUCCGAGGGUGAGGAGACCGUCCUGGAGCCACGGCUCCCUCUAUUGGACCAUCAGGGCGCGCAUUGGAAGAACGCGGUGGGCUUCUGGCUGCUGGGCCUUUGCAACAACUUCUCUUAUGUGGUGAUGCUGAGUGCCGCCCAUGACAUCCUUAGCCAUGAGAGGACAUCGGGAAACCAGAGCCAUGUGGACCCAGGCCCAGCGCCCAUCCCCCACAACAGCUCAUCACGAUUUGACUGCAACUCUGUCUCUACAGCUGCCGUGCUCCUGGCAGACAUCCUCCCCACGCUCGUCAUCAAAUUGUUGGCUCCUCUUGGCCUUCACCUGCUGCCCUACAGCCCCCGGGUUCUUGUCAGUGGGAUUUGUGCUGCUGGAAGCUUCGUCCUGGUUGCCUUUUCUCAUUCUGUGGGGACCAGCCUGUGUGGUGUGGUCUUGGCUAGCAUCUCAUCAGGCCUCGGGGAGGUCACCUUCCUCUCCCUCACUGCCUUCUACCCCAGGGCUGUGAUCUCCUGGUGGUCCUCAGGGACUGGAGGAGCUGGGCUGCUGGGGGCCCUGUCCUACCUGGGCCUCACCCAGGCUGGCCUCUCCCCCCAGCAGACCCUGCUCUCCAUGCUGGGUAUCCCUGCCCUGCUGCUGGCCAGCUAUUUCUUGUUGCUCACAUCUCCUGAGGCCCAGGACCCUGGAGGGGAAGAAGAGGCAGAGAACUCAGCCCGGCAGCCCCUCAUAAGAACUGAGACUCCGGGGUCGAAGCCAGGCUCCAGCUCCAGCCUCUCCCUUCGGGAAAGGUGGACAGUGUUCAAGGGUCUGCUGUGGUACAUUGUCCCCUUGGUCGUGGUUUACUUUGCCGAAUAUUUCAUCAACCAGGGACUUUUUGAACUCCUCUUUUUCCGGAACACUUCCCUGAGUCACGCUCAGCAAUACCGCUGGUACCAGAUGUUGUACCAGGCAGGCGUCUUUGCCUCCCGCUCUUCUCUCCGCUGCUGUCACAUCCGUUUCACCUGGGCCCUGGCCCUGCUGCAGUGCCUCAACCUGGCAUUCCUGCUGGCGGACGUGUGGUUCGGCUUUCUGCCAAGCAUCUACUUCGUCUUCCUGAUCAUUCUGUAUGAGGGGCUCCUGGGAGGCGCAGCCUAUGUGAACACCUUCCACAACAUCGCCCUGGAGACCAGUGAUGAGCACCGGGAGUUUGCAAUGGCGGCCACCUGCAUCUCUGACACGCUGGGGAUCUCCCUGUCGGGGCUCCUGGCUUUGCCUCUGCACGACUUCCUGUGCCAGCUCUCCUGAUACUCGGGAUCCUUGGGACGCAGGUCACACUCACCUGUGGGCAGAGGGGCAGGUCACAUACCCAGGCCCACCCUAGAGCCCCUCCACAAACUGUGCUCCUGGCCUUUCCAGCAGGGCUGGGAGUAGGGAAGGGCUGAGACCUUGUUCCCCUUGCAGGGGGGCUAGCCAUUGUCUCCCGCUCAGGGAGCUUCUUCCUGGCAUCAUGCCCUCUGAAUAAAUGCUGAUUUUAUCCAUGGA
Messenger RNA from Chlorocebus sabaeus (green monkey), 1873 nucleotides. The record is from RefSeq and is a predicted model, not a curated record. Lineage: Eukaryota; Metazoa; Chordata; Mammalia; Primates; Cercopithecidae.